Messenger RNA from Hymenoscyphus albidus, 1407 nucleotides. The record is from the annotation of a GenBank genome assembly. NCBI's taxonomy places the organism in Eukaryota, Fungi, Ascomycota, Leotiomycetes, Helotiales, Helotiaceae.
GCACAACAGACUACACAUGACAACAAAUUAUCAGCAUUGCUUGAAAUAUCUUAUACCGUCAGUCAAAUAGUAGUCGUACACCGAUGAGAUCCACAAUCUCGGUGGAUGUGGAUCGCGGAACAUUCGGCGAACCUUUUGCUUAAGUAUCUUCGAGCACCAUUUCCGCGAAUCGGAUACAAAGCUUGCCCCCGUAAUACGCUUGAUCGUCGAUAUGGAAUGCGUCUCGUUAAAUCUAGUAUCAUUACGAUACUUGUGAUCUCAAAAUGGUCGGACAAGCCCCUUUGUCAGCCAGUGUGCCUCUCACUUCAUGGUUCACGAACCGGGAUCCAGCUGAACGCCAAUUCGGUGAGGUCCAAAUUCUAUCUCCCUCCGAGCUUAUGCAUCUGAACUUCAGGUAUUGCUUGAAUCUACGUAGACCGUUACCCUAACAAUGCAUGUUGCGGAUCGGAAUUGUCACUGUACUCCAAAAUGAUCAUUCGGACUAUUAUCGAUUCGUUUCGGGGGACCGACUUCGAUAUACCGCAAGAGCAACGAGCAUGUUCGCACCUUUAACAUAGCGUAUAGCAUAUGGAAAUAUUGCAUAUGGAUGUUGAAGGACUGAAAAGAUGACUAAAGUGCAGAAUUCCUAUGGCAUAACUUCUGUAGUUGUAUCAAACGAUAGUCAAGCUUCAACUUUGUCUUGAGAAAUUUCUGGCGUCAUACAUCAAACUCAGCGACAUUCCAAGUUCCAUCUAGCAUGGUUUCUUCUAGCGACGAACCGAUUGCCGUGGUAGGCAUAGGCUGUCGGUUUCCUGGCAAUUCAACGAACCCCUCAAAGUUGUGGGAUCUUUUGAGUGAGCCAAAAGAUGUGCUCACCAAGAUUCCAGUGGAGAGGUUUAAUCCGGAGGGAUUUUAUCACCCUGAUGGAAUGCAUCACGGUACUACAGAUGUCAAGGAAUCUUAUCUGCUUUCAGACGACCAUCGCCAUUUUGACGCACAAUUUUUCAACAUUAACCCACUAGAAGCUAAUUCGAUGGACCCCCAACAGCGACUACUUCUAGAAACCAUCUAUGAGUCUCUUGAAUCCGCUGGUCUCCCCCUUGAGAGUCUCCAAGGCUCCCCAACAGGAGUCUUCGUUGGGUUGAUGUGCGAAGAAUAUAGUAACCAUCUCCUUCGCGACCCUGAUACAACUCCAAGUACGCCGGUCAUGUCAUUCUCUAUUUCAUUUUCAGCUGCUAAUUGUAACCAGUAUAUAUGGCUACUGGUACAGCAAGGAGUAUCAUGUCAAAUCGAAUUUCAUAUUUCUUUGAUUGGCAUGGCCCUUCUAUGACUAUUGAUACCGCCUGUUCAUCCAGUCUUGUUGCGGUUCAUCAAGCUGUCGGUGCUCUCCACGCUGGAGAGUCUCGGGUAGCAGUCGCUGCUGGUUAG